Chrysemys picta bellii (western painted turtle) is the source of this 1067-nucleotide messenger RNA. The record is from RefSeq and is a predicted model, not a curated record. NCBI's taxonomy places the organism in Eukaryota, Metazoa, Chordata, Testudines, Emydidae.
UCGCACUCGGGCCUCAGGCUCGGUGCAGUUCAGCACCAGGAUGUUGGUGGCAGCGCUGAGGGGCCCCCACUGCCCCUUCAUGGCAUCUGCUCUCACCGUCCUCCUCCUCGGGCGUGAAUUUCUCAAACCCACCGUCUCGGUGAGCCCCAGCAGGGUGGUGGCGCUCGGGGGAAGCGUCACCAUCCGCUGUGCGGGUUGGUACCCGGGCAUGGAGUUCUUUCUGCGUAAAGCUGGACACCUGAACCCGCAGGUGCGGUCGGUGCCUGAUGGGACCGUGGCUGAAUUUCCCAUCCCCAGUGUCGGCCGGGAAGAUGGAGGGAGCUACACCUGCGACUAUCGCUCCAUAACGGAUCAGAAUAUCACAUCGCAACUCAGCGACCCCGUUGAGAUCAUUGUAGGAGAGCCCAGCUACCCCAAACCCAGCAUCUCCCUGAGCCCCAGCAGGGGGGUCUCCCUGGGGGGAGCCGUGAGCAUCUGGUGUCGGGGGCAGCGCUGGGGCGUGCGGUUCAUGCUGAAUAAAGAGGGACACCAUUUCCCACCUGUGGAUUCAGACGACAAUGAGGCUGUGUUUCCCAUCAGCAACGUGAGCCGGGAGGACGGUGGGAGCUACAGCUGCUCCUAUCACAGCAGAUCGGAGCCGUUCACCGUGUCGUACCCCAGCGACCCCAUGGAGCUGGUGGUAAGAGCAGCCUCCCCGGAUUUCAACAAAACCAACGUCGCCCGCCUGGGGCUGAGCGCCGUGGUUGUGCUCGUCCUGGGGCUGAUCCUGGCUGAGGCCUAUUACAGCCGCCCAAGGGGAGCACCCUAGGUGCCUGGAUCCGGCUGUGCAGGGAAGAGAAUCUCCCUGGGGGACGAGCUGCUUUACCGUGGGGUGCUGAGACGCCGGCACAAACCCCCUGCCAUCAAACACCCCUGCCUCAGAGAAUCCCCCCACCAAACAGCUCCCGACCUGACAGCGGCACCCCAGGAUUGAACCCCCAAUGCCGUGUGUGACGUUGCACUCCAUAUGUUUAUGGAAAUACAUUAUAUUUACACUCAUAAGCAUAACUGGAAUAUGCUUUAUGCAA